UCUCAAUCUCAUGUUUUCUUGAAGCUAAAUCUUAGGCUUAACAGUACGUUGCAUUUUCAUGUUCGGUUGAUGAUCUAGUGUUUUCACAGAUUCCGGUUUUUAAAUAUGGUAUUUUUAUCGUUUGUAAAUUGCAUGCGUGUAAAGGGACCAGACAAGUUCUGGAAGCGACGUCAAAUAUUAAAACUCGCAGCUCAUUUCUACGGACGAAAACGUAACUGUUAUUCUAUAGCUAUAAGGUCUGUACAGAAAGCUUUACAACAUGCAGCUUACGGAAGGAAAGUAAAAAAACUUGAAAGAAUUAACUUGUGGAAAGAACGUAUUACAGCUGCUUGUGAGGAGUUGAACAUUCCUUAUCCUUUGUUGAUGGAGAACCUUGCGAGAUGUGACAUUGCUCUAAGCAAAAAAACUUUGGCAGAUCUUGCAAUUUGGGAGCCUCGUACUUUCAAGUGCCUCACUCAGAUCGCAGCGGCGAAAAAUCAAAGUUACCCACCAACUGUAAAGGCUGCGCUUCAACCUCCCCCAGAAGGAGUGAUAACUAGAGGAAUGCUGUGAAGGUGAAAGAGGUUACAGACUGUUAUUUGUAUUACUUAAGAAAAAUCGCAGAAUUAGAACUUCAUUUCAUUCAAUGUAUUGUUGAUCUAGAUAUAAUAGAGAAUCAAAAUAAUGUAUUGGAAUUUGAAGUUUCCUCUACUGUAGUUUAUAUUCGUAGAAUGUAAUAAAAUAAGUGAUAUUAUUGCAAA
Limulus polyphemus (Atlantic horseshoe crab) is the source of this 740-nucleotide messenger RNA. It is a transcript of the gene mRpL20, whose product is annotated as 39S ribosomal protein L20, mitochondrial-like. The coding region runs from base 106 to 552 and encodes 148 amino acids. The record is from RefSeq and is a predicted model, not a curated record. The transcript has a single exon. NCBI's taxonomy places the organism in Eukaryota, Metazoa, Arthropoda, Merostomata, Xiphosura, Limulidae. Gene Ontology annotation, cellular component: ribosome. Gene Ontology annotation, molecular function: rRNA binding; structural constituent of ribosome. Gene Ontology annotation, biological process: translation; ribosomal large subunit assembly.